CUGAUGUGAAUGUGCUUGGCGAGCGAAUGCAGUACUAUUUGUCCGAGUACAACCAGCUGUCGCGCACGCCGAUGUCGCUAGUGAUGUUCAAGUUCUGCAUGGAGCAUGUGUCGCGCGUCAGUCGCGUGCUGCAGCAGGACAACGGCCACGCCCUGCUGGUGGGCAUCGGGGGCAGUGGCCGCCACAGUGUCACCAGGCUCGCCGCUUCCAUGUCUGACAUGGCACUCUAUCAGAUUGAAAUUGCCAAAAAUUAUGGUAUUGGAGAGUGGAGAGAUGAUUUGAAAGUACUUCUGAGACGUGCUGGAUGUGAAGGCAAACUCCAAGUUUUUCUAUUCAGUGACAGUCAAAUAAAAGACGAGGCAUUUGUUGAGGAUAUCAAUCUUAUAUUGAAUACAGGAGAUGUCCCAAAUUUGUAUGCUUCUGAUGAAAAAGCUGAUAUUCUUGAUAAAAUGAUGAAUUGUGCAAGAGAGACGAAUAGGAAAUUGGAUACCACUCCUUUGGCUCUUUAUAAUUUUUUCCUAGAAAGAGUCAGGAAUAAUCUUCACGUUUCAUUGGCAAUGUCACCAGUUGGAGAUCAAUUCCGUAAUCGCAUCAGAAUGUUUCCUUCUCUUAUCAACUGUUGUACUAUUGAUUGGUUUAUGGCAUGGCCAAAUGACGCCUUAGAAAAAGUUGCUCAAAGUUUUCUGAAAGAUAUGGAAAUCGAUGAAAUAUUACGUGAGAAAUCUGUAGAAAUGUGUAAAGAAUUUCACACAUCUGUCCAAGAAAGCUCUGCAAGGUACUAUAAAACGUUGAAGAGACAUAAUUACGUCACACCAACGUCGUAUUUAGAAUUGAUCAAGACGUUCAGAAAUCUUCAUCAGAAAAAGGUGGAUCAAAUAACCAAUCUGAGAAUGCGUUAUGAAGUAGGCUUGGAAAAGUUGGACUUCGCAGCAGGACAGGUUGCAGUUAUGCAAGAUGAACUGCACAGAUUACAACCACAAUUGGUGAAAACAUCUGAAGCUACUGAAAAGCUCAUGGUGAAAAUUGAACAGGACACUGUUAUUGUGGAAGCUAAAAAGGAGAUAGUGGGAGCAGACGAGGCGUUGGCGAAUGAGGCGGCAGCGGCCGCACAGGCCAUCAAGGAUGACUGCGAGAGUGACCUGGCAGAGGCGACCCCCGCCCUCGAGGCCGCCGUACAGGCACUUGACACACUCAAGCCGGCCGACAUCACCAUUGUCAAAUCUAUGAAGAAUCCACCCAACAUUGUCCGAUUGGUAUUGGAAGCAGUUUGUGUCAUGAAAGGCAUCAAAUCAGAGAGAAAGCCCGAUCCCAAAGGAUCAGGUAAAAUGAUGGAGGAUUUCUGGGGGCCGUCUCAAAAGCUUCUCGGUGAUCUCAAAUUCCUUGAUGGAUUAAAGAUGUACAAUAAGGAUAAUAUCGAUCCAGCAAUAAUGAAGAAAAUCAGAGAAAAGUACAUAAGAGACAGAGAUUUUGAUCCUUCAGUUGUCAAAAAAGUAUCGAAUGCUUGUGAAGGUCUAUGUAGGUGGGUGCGGGCCAUGGAGGUUUAUGACAGAGUAAUAAAAAUCGUCGCACCGAAAAAGGCAAAACUUGCCGAGGCGGAAGCAGAACUGAGUAUACAAAUGGACAAACUGAAUGAGAAGAGAGCUCAACUACAAGAGGUAACAGAUAAGUUGCAAGCUUUGAAUGACGAAUUUGCAGCAAAAACCAAGGAGAAGAAAGAACUGGAAGAUGCCAUCGACCUGUGCUCUCAGAAGCUGCAACGUGCUGAAAAGCUGAUUGGUGGUUUGGGAGGAGAGAAACAGAGAUGGGGCGAUCUGGCGCAUCAGUUAAAGGACACAUUGUACAAUGCAAUAGGCGAUGUGCUGUUGUCUGCCGGCGUUGUCGCCUACCUGGGAGCAUUCACCGUCGACUACAGAAGCCAACUCAUCACUCACUGGAACAAGAUCUGCUUUGAAGCGGGUAUUCCAUGCUCGGAAACAUUUUCCAUGAUCACUACUCUUGGGGACCCUGUGCAAAUUCGCAGCUGGUCCAUUGAUGGUCUUCCAGUGGACAAUUUCUCCAUCGAGAAUGGUAUUAUCGUGUUCAGUGGACGUCGAUGGCCUCUCAUGAUCGAUCCUCAGGGCCAGGCAAACAAGUGGGUCAAGAACAUGGAGAAAAAGAACAAACUCAGUGUCAUCAAACUCACUGACUCCAAUUACACACGUAUACUAGAAGUAGCGAUUGAACAAGGCUUGCCAGUAUUGCUUGAAAAUAUCAUGGAAGAAAUCGAUGCCAACUUGGAACCUUUGUUGGAUCUCAACAUAUUCAAACAAGGAAGCGUGGAGUAUUUGAAGUUUGGAGAGAAUCUUCUAGAAUUUAAUAGAAACUUCCGAUUCUAUAUCACAACCAGGUUGAGAAAUCCUCAUUAUCUGCCUGAAUUAGCUGUUAAAGUAUCCCUUCUCAAUUUUAUGAUUACACCUCAAGGACUACAAGAUCAACUACUGGGUAUACUUGUUGCAAAAGAAUGUCCGGAAUUGGAGGAUAAGAAGAAUAAACUGAUCCUGGAAGGAGCAAGCAACAAGAAGCAACUAAAAGAAAUAGAAGAUAAAAUUCUUGAGGUACUGUCGUCGUCAGAAGGUAAUAUUUUGGAAGAUGAGACCGCUAUUCAAAUACUCUCUUCUUCAAAAAUACUGUCUGAAGAAAUUCAAGCCAAACAAGAAGUAGCAGCUUCCACUGAAACAGAGAUCGAUCAUGCCAGAAAUUUGUAUGUGCCUGUUUCAAAACACUCGUCAGUGCUCUUUAUGUGCCUCAGAGAGCUGGCCAACAUAGACCCCAUGUAUCAGUACAGUCUCGGAUGGUUCAUCAAUCUUUACCACCAGAGCAUUGCCAGCAGCGAAAAGUCUGACAUUCUUGAGGAACGUCUGAAAAAUCUCAACAAUCAUUUCACCUACAGUAUCUACUCGAACGUUUGCAGGUCUUUAUUUGAGAGAGAUAAACUAGCUUUCUCUUUCAUACUCUGCAUUGGAAUUCAACAAUCGCGUAAAAAUAUUGAAGAUGAGCUAUUAUUGUUUCUUCUGACAGGGGGAGUCGCUUUGGACAACCCUUUCCCCAACCCUUGUUCUUCGUGGCUGAGUGACAAGUCGUGGAAUGAAGUGGUGCGCGCUAGUGAGCUAGCUGAAUUGAAAGAGUUGAGGGCCUCGAUAACAGAGAACGUUGACGAAUGGAAACAGUUUUAUGAUUCGGCCAGUCCUCUUGUCGGAAUGCCGAAACCCUUCCAGAAUGCAAAGGCCAUGGAGUGGCUGUGUAUCCUUCGCUGUUUGCGCCCUGAUAAACUUGUUCCCGCCACUCAGAUUUAUAUCACUGAGAGCCUUGGUCAGAUGUACAUUGAACCACCUCCAUUCAAUUUGAGAGAAUCGUAUGCUGAUUCCAACUGCACCACGCCACUUGUUUUUAUACUAUCGGCAGGUGCUGAUCCCAUGGCAAGUCUGCUCACAUUUGCUGAUGAAAUGAAAGUGAACCGAGCCAGUCUCAUGACCAUAUCACUAGGACAGGGACAGGGACCCAUUGCAGCUAACAUGAUCAAUCAAGGUAUCAAGACAGGUCAAUGGGUUGUUCUCCAGAACUGUCAUUUAGCAGAAAGUUGGAUGAAAGAGUUGGACAAGAUCUGUGAUGAAGUGAUUGUUGCUGGCAAUGCUCACAACAAUUUCCGAAUAUGGCUCACCAGCUAUCCGUCCAGAGCGUUUCCUGUCUCGAUUUUACAAAAUGGUGUGAAGAUGACCAAUGAACCUCCAAAAGGUCUUCGUUCGAAUUUGUACCGGUCUUACACUUCAGAUCCUAUUUGCGAUGCAGAGUUCUACAAUGGCUGCAAGCAGAAACCUGAAUGGAACAAGCUUCUAUUUUCAUUGUGUUUUUUCCAUGCCGUUGUCCAAGAAAGACGGAACUUUGGUCCGCUUGGCUGGAAUAUACCAUACGAAUUCAAUGAGUCUGAUUUGAGAAUCAGUGUUAUGCAGCUCCAGAUGUUCCUGAACGAGUAUGAAAACGUGCCUUAUGAUGCUCUUCUGUACCUCACUGGAGAGUGCAAUUAUGGAGGAAGAGUGACUGAUGAUAAAGACAGACGUCUCCUCAACUCAUUGCUGUCUACCUUCUAUAAUCCAGAUGUAAUUUCUGUCGAAAAAUAUACAUUCUCACAGAGUGGCACCUACUAUAUGCCGGAUGACACUGAUUAUUCAAGUUGUAUCGACUACAUCAAAUCACUUCCUCUUUAUUCGUUACCCGAAGUGUUCGGGCUUCAUGAAAAUGCAGAUAUUACAAAGGAUAAUAAGGAGACACAAUCGUUGCUGGAGAGCGUUCUCAUCACUCAGACGCAACACAUGGCAGGCGAGGGCGCAGGCGGCGAUGAUGAAAUGCUCAUUGAAAUUGCCAACGACAUCUCCUCCAAACUACCAGCUCUCUUUGAUAUUGAUGACAUAGCUGUCAAAUAUCCUGUACUGUAUGAACAGUCUAUGAAUACAGUCUUGAAACAGGAAACAAUAAGAUUCAACGGCUUAUUGGCAGUUGUUAGAAGAACGCUGGUGGACGUUGUGAAAGCAGUGAAAGGAUUAGUUGUGAUGUCUCGUGACCUGGAAGAAGUGUACAAUGCUAUGGUGAUUGGUCGGGUGCCAGCUACCUGGGCCAGCAAGUCAUACCCCUCACUCAAGUCGUUGGGAAGCUACAUCACCGAUCUCAUUACAAGGUUGAGAUUCUUGCAAGCUUGGAUUGAUGAUGGCAUUCCAGAUGUAUUUUGGAUUUCUGGUUUCUUUUUCACUCAAUCCUUUCUAACCGGUGUACUUCAAAACUACGCUCGCAAGCACAACAUAUCAAUAGACCAGCUAAGCUUCGAAUUCGAAGUGACCAAGUUCGAGAAUCAGGUCCCAGGCGAACCUGACUUUGGAGUAUUUUGCAAGGAUGUGCAGCUACAAUUUGAUUCUCUAGUGAAGCAAAAGCACCAGGAAGAGGAAUUUAGUGUCUUCAUAGAGGUGAGAAACAAAGGUGAAACACGCCUUGGCACAGUUCAUAAAUUUAAUCCAAUCAAACUAUCACGCAUGCACAACAUCAAAGCAUAUAUUUCCUAUUUAUUCAUGAAUUGAUUGAAUACAGUAUAUUGGUGACAAAUGUUAUGAUUUUUCUGUUUCAAUUUGUAUAAUAUUGAAUUUUAUAUUUCAAUGUUUGUAAUAUCGUUCUUUGGGGCUCUUGGAUUCUCCUACGAUUUGUGUUCCUAGUUU
Molecule: messenger RNA, 5237 nt
Organism: Nilaparvata lugens (brown planthopper)
Lineage: Eukaryota; Metazoa; Arthropoda; Insecta; Hemiptera; Delphacidae
Product: dynein heavy chain 3, axonemal-like
Biological process (GO): microtubule-based movement
Cellular component (GO): dynein complex
Molecular function (GO): dynein light intermediate chain binding; dynein intermediate chain binding; minus-end-directed microtubule motor activity
Source: RefSeq, a predicted model, not a curated record